AUGGAGCUCAGAAUAGGUCCUUGUUACCUCCUCAGGCUUGUUCUGAAUGUGAUUCCUAUCCACACCACAAUACUUAUUGCUGUGGUCUUUGCUAAUGCUUUAGGUCAUGGAUUGGAAACGUCUCAGCUUACUGUGGCAUUGCAAGCUCCUUGGAAUGCUUCCCACCCACUUAGUGCCCAAAAGCUAGGCUCAGCUAUCCAGAUUGCCAUUGAUAAAGUCAAUUCGGACCGCUCUUACCUGGGUAACUACACCUUGGAUUUUGUUUAUGCUGAUUGUGGCUGUAAUGCCAAGAAAUCCGUGAAUGCUUUCAUCAGUCAGGUUCUGAAGGAGAAUGUUUCAGCUCUGUUUGGACCUGUUUGCUCAGAAGCAGCUGAGGUUACUGGUUUGUUGGCUUCUCAUUGGAAUAUCCCCUGGUUUGGAUUUGCUGGCCAGAGUGCAAAUUUGGAUAAUGAAGUUCUGUACGACACCUAUGUCAAAGUUGUGUCCCCUCUGCAAAGGAUAGGGGAAGUUUUACGUGAAAGCCUGCAGUAUUUUGGCUGGAAAUAUGUUGGAUUAUUUGGAGGAUCAUCUGAUACUUCCACCUGGGAGAAAAUUGAUGGACUCUGGAGGUCUGUCGAAAACCAACUCAAAGUCAAUAUCACGAUCACUGCUAAAGUCAGAUACAACACACAAGACCCAAGUCUCCACCGAGAAAACCUCAAAUACAUAUCAUCUGUUGCCAGAAUUAUUGUUUUAAUCUGCAGCUUUUCGGAUGUCACGUCUAUUAUGCUGGAGGCCAGACAUCUAGGGCUGGUGAAUGGGAAAUUUGUGUUCUUCGUUUUGCAGCAGUUUGAGGACAAUUUUUUGAAAGGCACUCUCAGGAACGAGAAGAACAGCAGUGUGCUAGAAGCCUACAAGUCAGUGUUUCUGAUCGGCCUCAGCCCUUAUGGCGGAUACUCUAUGUAUUCAGACUUUGUGAAGCAGGUCCAUGAAAAACUAAAGGGACGGCCCUUUUACAGCUCACUUUCUUCAGAACAGGAGGUGAGUGCCUACUCUGCCUACCUACAUGAUGCAGUCCUGCUCUAUGCCCGGUCCAUAAGAGAAAUGAUAAAAGAAGGGAAGGAAAUCAGUGAUGGACGGGCCCUUGUCAACACCUUGAGAGGCUACAAUAAAACCGAUUUAUAUGGGGUUACUGGCCUGGUGUAUAUUGAUGAAGCAGGUCAGAGGUGGAUGGAUUACUCUGUAUAUGAUCUGCAGAAAGCUGGCAACUCAUCACAGUUUGUUCCUAUUCUCAAUUAUGAUGUUGUGAGAAGAACAAUCAGCCCAACCAGGGAAAUCGCCUACAUCGACUGGCAGGCUGGCUUUCCUCCUAAAGACGGACCAUACUGUGGGUUUCAUAAUGAACAGUGUGAAACUUCAGCUUUAAGUACGCCAGUGACUGUCCUGAUGGUCGUUCUGUUGGUAACAGCCUCGGGAGCUGCCAGCUUAGUGGUGUUUUUAAAGAUCCAGGGAAAGAAGCUCCAAAAACAAAGAGAUGACAGCUGGUGGAAGAUCAACCACGAUGAUAUUAUUAUGCUUAACGAUCAUAAGGAUAAUAUUGAGCUAUCACACACAGGCACACCAGUGUCCAAAGGACAAGAAAGUGUGGGAUCCAGUUUGAUAUUUUCAAGCAGUUGGCGGUCUGGGUUCAAGGACAAGCUGGGGAAAGAUUUAUUUUAUGCCACAAUAGGCCUUUACCAGGGAGCUCUGGUGGCACUCAGAUACAUUGAGAACCAAACAGAUGCCUGGAUAUGGAAACAGUCAGUCCUUCGUGAAAUUCAGAUGAUGCGCGAGUUGAGGCAUGAGAAUCUGGUGACCUUCUUUGGCGUGUGCACGGAUGUUCCAAAUAUCUGUAUUAUUACAGAGUACUGCAAGAAAGGAAGCCUAAAGGACAUUUUGAGGAACUCUGAUAUUGAAUUGGACUGGAUAUUCAAACUUUCUUUUGCCUAUGAUAUAGUCAAUGGAAUGUUGUUUCUUCACAGAAGCCCUUUGAACUCCCAUGGAAAUCUGAAACCUACAAACUGUUUGGUGGAUAGUCGCAUGCAAGUGAAGCUGUGUGGGUUUGGAUUAUGGGAAUUUAAGUAUGGAAAAAAAUAUCGAGUAAUUACUGAGAAAAACACCAACUAUGCAGAUCUCUAUUGGACAGCCCCAGAACUGCUCAGGAUGGGGGAAUUCCCAUUCCAUGGGACUCAAAAGGGGGACGUCUACAGUUUUGCUAUAAUUAUGAGGGAGCUGAUUUAUAACAAUGAGGAUGGGCCGUUCCAAGACCUGAACAAGGAAGCAGAAGAGAUAAUAAACCGACUCCGGGACCCCACUGUGCUGGUCCCACUGCGACCAUCCCUGUCGACAGAGAAAUGCAGCGAAAGGAUCAUUGCCAUGCUUAGGACUUGUUGGGAUGAAGAUCCAGGGAGAAGGCCAACAUUCUCCUCUGUGAAGAGAGGGUUAAGAGAUGCAAGCCCCGAAGGCCACAUAGGCAUCUUGGAUAACAUGGUAAAUAAGCUGGAAACGUAUGCCAAUCACUUGGAGGAAGUGGUGGAAGAAAGGACAGCCCAGUUGGUAGCAGAGAAGAAAAAGACAGAUAAACUUUUGUCAGCUAUGCUGCCCAGCUUCAUCAGAGAGCAGCUCAUUGCGGGGAAGUCCGUGGAGCCUGAGAGUUUUGAGUCUGUGACCAUCUUCUUCUCUGAUAUCGUUGGGUUCACCACUUUGUGUUCCCUCAGCAACCCCCUGCAAGUGGUCAGUCUCCUGAAUGACCUGUACAGCCUGUUUGAUAACAUCAUUAAAACCUACGAUGUAUACAAGGUUGAAACAAUUGGCGAUGCCUACAUGGUUGCCAGUGGCCUCCCCAUCCGCAAUGGAAUGAAGCACGUGGAGGAAAUCGCCACCAUGUCUUUGCACUUCCUCAAUGCAGUGGUCCCUUUCAAGAUAGGGCACAUGCCCAAAGAUAAGCUGAAACUGAGGAUUGGCAUUAACACCGGACCUGUUGUGGCAGGCGUGGUGGGAAUCACAAUGCCACGGUACUGUCUGUUUGGAGACACUGUUAACAUGGCUUCAAGGAUGGAAAGCACCAGUUUGCCUCUCCGAAUCCAUGUCUCCACCACCACCGCUAAUGCCUUGCAAUCCAUCGGCGGGUAUGACUUGCAAGAAAGAGGGACCAUAACAGUAAAGGGGAAAGGAGAGCACAGAACGUUUUGGUUAAAAGGAAAAGAUGGCCUUCACUUGUCUCUCCCGGAGCUCAGUGACAAUUUAUAAGCUUGUCGAAGGACACUUUGCAGUAGGAGGAACUCAUUGCUGGGGCUUUUGAUCACAGUGCAAACUGAGGCCCUUUCACUGCAACAUGGUCUGAAUGGAAGACUUGCGUAGUAGUUCAACAGUGCACUGACUGAUGUGGAGACCAGCAUUUAAGACAAACGUCUUCCUGCCCCACCAGCCACAGUGGGCCUCAGUCUUCUAUCCUGUUGAAAGGUGAUCUCUCGUAAAUAGUUUGUUGUGAACAACACGGGCUAAAAUCUCUUGCCUCCAGCCAUGUUCCAGAUUGAACCCUCAGAUGCUAAUAAUGCAAAUAGCAAUUAGUUGGGCAUUCCAUGGGGAAAGUAACAACCAUGUACAUUGUGGAGAUGAGCAAAAUGAAGAUGAAGUGCAGUUUCAUUUCUCUGCAUUACAGGCCUCACUAAAUAAUGUACAGAUCUUUCCUUGGUCGUUCAGAACACUCCUGGGUUCCCUGAGAAUAGCAGCUGGGUCCCUAUUGCAGCCCGAACUUCCUGAACCUUCCUUCCUGCUCCUCCAGGCAGGCUGAGUUGCCAACUUUGGGAUAGGGAUUGCCUUAGCUGACACUCCCUAAGAAUCUGUACAUGGAUCCGUACAUGCAUUCACAAGCCCAAGCCCAAAUCACUUCUGAACUUUGGGGAAUGACAGAUCCAAGUUCAGAUCAGGAUCCAAACUUUGUAGCUUGUGUUAUGUCCAUAUGCAGCUGGUGGCAUCGGCUAAAUCCAGUGGGAGUUAUUGGCACUCAGACACUUGGUUCCAUAGCCGACAGGGACUGUGGGAAUUCUGUGACACACUGAGCUGCCGGGAACAUGUGGG
Molecule: messenger RNA, 4098 nt
Organism: Pelodiscus sinensis (Chinese soft-shelled turtle)
Lineage: Eukaryota; Metazoa; Chordata; Testudines; Trionychidae
Source: RefSeq, a predicted model, not a curated record